Molecule: messenger RNA, 1921 nt
Organism: Alosa alosa (allis shad)
Lineage: Eukaryota; Metazoa; Chordata; Actinopteri; Clupeiformes; Clupeidae
Gene: ppp2r1bb
Product: protein phosphatase 2, regulatory subunit A, beta b
Exons: 16
Coding region: 58-1830 (590 amino acids)
Biological process (GO): protein dephosphorylation
Cellular component (GO): protein phosphatase type 2A complex; cytoplasm
Molecular function (GO): protein phosphatase regulator activity; protein binding
Source: RefSeq, a predicted model, not a curated record
UCCUUUCAGAAACCCCGUAGUCGGCAGUAGGCGGAAGCUUCAACAAAUAGGUCCAAAAUGGCAGGAGCCGAUGGAGACGAUUCGCUCUACCCCAUAGCCGUUUUAAUCGAUGAACUUCGAAAUGAAGACGUCCAGUUGCGGCUGAACAGCAUUAAGAAGCUGUCCACCAUCGCGUUGGCGUUAGGAGUGGAGAGGACUCGCACAGAACUCCUUCCCUUCCUCACUGACACCAUCUACGAUGAGGAUGAGGUCCUGCUGGCUUUGGCUGAGCAGCUGGGCAACUUCACCAUGCUUGUGGGAGGCCCUGAAUAUGUCCACUGCCUCCUGCCCCCACUGGAGAGCCUGGCCACUGUGGAGGAGACUGUGGUGCGGGACAAGGCAGUGGAGUCACUGCGUAAGAUCUCCCAGGAGCACUCGCCUGUGGACCUGGAGGUGCACUUUGAGCCCCUGGUGAAGCGCCUGGCCAGCGGAGACUGGUUCACCUCCCGCACCUCCGCCUGCGGCCUCUUCAGCGUCUGCUACCCCCGCGUCUCCAGCACUGUCAAGGCUGAGAUCAGGCAGCAUUUCCGCACCCUGUGCUCUGAUGACACCCCGAUGGUGAGGCGGGCAGCUGCCUCCAAGCUGGGAGAGUUUGCCAAGGUUCUGGAGCUGGAGUACGUCAAGAGUGACAUCAUCUCCCUCUUCACUGCACUGGCCUCUGAUGAGCAGGACUCUGUGCGUCUGCUGGCGGUGGAGGCGUGCGUGAGCAUCGCCCAGCUGCUGCCCCAAGAGGAGCUGGAGUCGCUGGUCAUGCCCACCCUGCGCCAGGCGGCCGAGGACAAGUCUUGGAGGGUGCGCUACAUGGUGGCCGACAAGUUCUCCGAGUUGCAAAAGGCAGUCGGGCCAGAGAUCACUAAGAAUGACCUGGUCCCCGCUUUCCAGAACCUUCUGAAGGACUGUGAGGCAGAGGUCCGUGCAGCUGCAGCCAACAAAGUCAAAGAGUUCUGUGAGAAUUUGCCUGAGGACGGCAGGGAGACCAUCAUCAUGACUCACAUUCUGCCCUGUGUGAAGGAGCUGGUGUCCGACACCAACCAACAUGUAAAGUCAGCAUUGGCAUCAGUCAUCAUGGGCCUGUCCACCAUCCUUGGGAAGGACAACACCGUGGAGCACCUGCUGCCCCUGUUCCUGGCCCAGCUCAAGGACGAGUGCCCUGAGGUGCGCCUGAACAUCAUCUCCAACCUGGACUGUGUGAAUGAGGUGAUUGGCAUCCGCCAGCUUUCCCAGUCCCUGUUGCCCGCCAUCGUGGAGCUGGCCGAGGACGCCAAGUGGAGGGUGCGCCUCGCAAUCAUCGAGUACAUGCCCCUCCUGGCAGGACAACUGAUGGGCGUGGAGUUCUUUGACGAGAAGCUCAACUCCCUCUGCAUGGCUUGGCUCGUUGACCAUGUGUAUGCCAUCCGGGAGGCUGCCACCAACAACCUGAAGAAGCUGGUGGAGAAGUUUGGCCCUGAGUGGGCACAGAACACUAUCGUGCCCAAAGUGCUGGGCAUGGCCAACGACCCAAACUACUUGCACCGCAUGACCACGCUGUUCUGUGUCAAUGCGCUGUCUGAGGUGUGUGGGCAGGACAUCACCACAAAGCACAUGCUCCCCGUUGUGCUGAAGAUGGCCAACGACCAGGUGGCCAAUGUGCGCUUCAACGUGGCCAAAUGCCUGCAGAAGAUCGGACCUGUCCUGGACAGCAAUUCUCUCCAGGCGGAGGUGAAGCCAGUACUGGAGAAGUUGGCCACAGAUCAGGACAUGGAUGUCAAGUACUUUGCCCUGGAAGCCAUCAGCGUCCUCUCCCUGGCCUGAAGCUUCCUCGGCGUUUCCCAGCAGUCAAGUGCAACGGAACAACACACACCUGUUGCGUCUAUUUAUUGAUCUUGUUGAGCGCUCCCAGAUC